This is a messenger RNA of Rotaria sordida, 339 nucleotides long. The record is from the annotation of a GenBank genome assembly. NCBI's taxonomy places the organism in Eukaryota, Metazoa, Rotifera, Eurotatoria, Philodinida, Philodinidae.
AUGCAACUUAUAUUACUGAAUACUAUAUUUAUUGUAUUGAUUUCUGUAUGUUAUAGUGAUUUAAAUAUUACUCAAUUGUCUAUUGUUACAUGCGAAAAAUGUUCUCCUUGUUGGAAUAUUUUCAGUAAAAAUUAUGGUCCAUGUUCUAAUGAAGAAUUCGAAAUGAAUCCAUUUAAUGAUGUACAACCAAUGUGUAUUGAUACACUCAUUUUACUUAUUAUAAUGUUUCUUGGUAUUGUUAUUCUUAUACCAACUUGUCUUUGGCUAUUUUCUUUAUGGAUAAAACGUUGUCGAAAUAUUAACGCAAAAUAUAUUGUUAAUGGACGUAUAAUUACUUGA